Messenger RNA from Oncorhynchus masou masou (cherry salmon), 365 nucleotides. RefSeq names its product protein tweety homolog 3-like. Gene Ontology annotation, molecular function: volume-sensitive chloride channel activity; intracellularly calcium-gated chloride channel activity. Gene Ontology annotation, cellular component: plasma membrane. The annotation marks the transcript as partial. The transcript is spliced from 2 exons. Lineage: Eukaryota; Metazoa; Chordata; Actinopteri; Salmoniformes; Salmonidae. The record is from RefSeq and is a predicted model, not a curated record.
AUGACACUUCCUGUUUCCUGUCUUUUCCGCAGUGCCGGCAUCGCCGUGGGUUUCUAUGGAAAUGGGGAGUCAUGUGAUGGAGCCAACCGCCUGGCGUAUUCUCUACGGCACGCCAACCGCACCGUGGCAGGGGUCGACAAACUGGUGACGGACAGCGCCGUGUCUCUGAACCAGACAGUGGAAGGAGGUCUGGUCCAGUUGGAGACGGUCUACUCUGAACAGACUGACUACGUGUCCAUCGUCCAGAAGCUCCAGGGUCAGCUGGAUGAGCUGGUCAGACUCAUGGUGGACAUCCCCUUCUGGGGAAACUCUGACAUCUCCCUAGAAGACCUGGCCUUCCAGACGGAAGCCUUUGACUGGUACAG